UAUAACCUCAAUCCUCAAGGAACUUCAGGAAACAGAUUUUUCUUGCUUUAAAAAAUGGGCGAACCCAAAAACAGAUAAAAAAAAAAUGAAAUAGAAAUCACAUAACACAAAGGAAGUGGAAAUGAAAUGAGGAAACAAAGCAAAAAGGCAGCAGCACCACAAUAAAUGCCCACCCGCUGUUUCAAAACUGAGUAUUAAAUGCAGCAGCUGGAGCAUUAUCUACCCAUUUUCUCUUUCUCUUUCCCUUCCACUCACCAAAUGGAUCCUCCUCUUUCCCCCAAAUGUCCACCCCUCCACCUUCUUCCCCUAACUAUCUCACCAACUUAGGCCUCGGCUAUUCCAUUGCCAUCGCCCUUGGGUUCCUCGUCCUCCUCUCCACUAUCCUCCUCGCUUCAUACAUCUGCUGCCGCACGUCCUCUUCCCCACGCGCCUUCUCUCCCAACCCCACCACAACUGCCGCCUCAAACUCGGAUGGAAUCAUCCUCCCCAGGAUUAUUUUUGUUGCCGAAGAUGAAGAUGUUGCCGAAGAUGAAGACAAUGAAAACGUCGUCGUUGGCCUUGACCAGGCCGUUAUAAAUUCUUACCCCAAGUUCCAGUUUAGUAAAGAGGCGGCUGCUACGGGUUCUAGUAAUGUGAACACGACAUGUUCGAUUUGUUUGUGCGAGUAUAGGGAUUUGGAGAUGUUAAGGAUGAUGCCUGACUGUAGGCAUUAUUUCCAUGUUUCUUGUAUUGAUGCUUGGUUGAAACUUAAUGGGUCGUGUCCCAUUUGUCGGAACUCGCCGCUUCCAACUCCAAUUUCUACGCCUUUGUCUGAAGUCGUGCCUUUGUCUCAGUAUGCUGCAGACCAAAGGAGGAGGAGGUGACUGUUGGGGGAUUCUUCUUCUCCUUUUUAAAAAAAAAAAAUUAAAUAUCUUAGUUUUGGUGGAUGAUGUCUUUAUCUCUGUCUAAGGUUGUUUUAAGGGGGAAUUUGUAUAUUUAUUUCUUUUUCUCUUUUGGCUUUUUUGGAGUUUUGGGAUUAGAUAGUGAACAGGGAAAUUGGAUAGUGGAGUUUCUUUUGCUCAAUGAACUGUGAUUUUGGUUGUUUUAGUGGAAAAAAAAGAGUACUAGGUGCUUGGUGCUGAGUACGAAUUGGGUGAGAAAAAAGUGAUUCAAUCAA
Durio zibethinus is the source of this 1156-nucleotide messenger RNA. Its product is annotated as RING-H2 finger protein ATL67-like. Gene Ontology annotation, biological process: protein ubiquitination. Gene Ontology annotation, molecular function: transferase activity. NCBI's taxonomy places the organism in Eukaryota, Viridiplantae, Streptophyta, Magnoliopsida, Malvales, Malvaceae. The record is from RefSeq and is a predicted model, not a curated record.